AUGGAAAACACUUCCGAAGCAAGUGAUCCUCCUCUCCCUCCCGCGGCGAAGACGACGACUGAUCUUCCUCCUCCUCCGACUCAAUCUUGUACAGAUUUCCUCCAGGAAACGCUCCUUAAUCCCCUCCUCGAAAGCCAGAAAGUGUUUGACGCGGAAUUUAACACAUUCCCUCCGUGGAAUCAACUAACUAAGGUACACUAUGAUUCUCUGCUCGAGCCAAUACGGAAAAUGGAGAAAGAAGAAGCUAGAAAGAUGGCUUUGUUGCCUGAUUUUAUAGGAAGAGCAGAAGGAAGUAGUGGUGGAAUAGGCAAUGCGACACGAAAGAAAGGUGGUUAG
Molecule: messenger RNA, 336 nt
Organism: Arabis nemorensis
Lineage: Eukaryota; Viridiplantae; Streptophyta; Magnoliopsida; Brassicales; Brassicaceae
Source: the annotation of a GenBank genome assembly